UCAGGGCAGACAAGUGUUUGACCUAAGUGAGACUUGAGUAAGUCGACGGGUUCAGUUCAGUUCUGUUUAAGCGAGUGUUCUAGCCGAAAGAUCAUGGACCUCCGUAUCAUUCUGGUUAUGGCAAUAUGUAUUCAAGGGCUCCUAGGAGCGUCUCGUUACGACGCUGAGUGGGUGAAGAAGGAAGGAGGCUUGACAACCGAACAAAAGGAGAAGAUCGCGAAACUCCUUCAGGGCAUGAGAAACCGGGGCGAAGAGUUCAAGAAGCAGAUGAAGAACUAUAAUGAUGAACACCCAGGUUCGGACAAAUUCGCGGAGGUGCUCAACGAUUCGAUCAUGAAGAAGGUGGAGGAGCUCGUGGAGAAGAGCGACAAGAUCCUGGCCGACCAAAACAUCAAAACCCCGAUCGGGAAAUACCGCAAAACCUCCGAGGAGAUCAAGCGUUUCACCCACCAAUUCCUGUCCGAUUUCGAGAAGGAUCUGAAAGUGAAAGUGCCCGAUUUCCCGAGUCGCAGAGGGAGUCGCACCAGGCGAUCCCGCUCCCGCCGCUCCUGGGACGAUUAAACCCCACGAACCACGGGCUGAUUAUUGACAUCGAUAGACAAAGCUAUAUAGGGGGACGGUUCUCUCUUGGGAUACCGUUAGGUAGUCUAUUACCUUCUCCUUUGCCCAUUACAACCAUCCGCUUCCAUCGAUCCCUAUCCCUUUUGUCUUUUUUGUCUAUAGCUUUAUCUAUCAACUUUAAUAUCAGUCCGCAACGGGCUGAUUAUUGACAUUGAUAGGCAAAGCGAUAGACAAAGAAAACGUAGGGAGUAUGGAGCGAUUCUACUGGGUUCCUGAGGACUAAAAGAGAAAAUGAUGGACUAACUAUAGGUCCUCUCAUGGGUUGCCGUUAGUUAGUCUAUUACCUCCUCCUAUGUCCUUUGAAACCACCCCUGUCCACCGAUAGGAUCCCUCCAUAUCUUUUUUGUCUCUACCUUUGUCUAUCAAUUUCAAUAAUCAGUCCGCAGCGGGCUGAUAAUUGACAUUGAUAGACAAAGCGGUAGACAAAAAUGAUGAAGAGAGAAUAGAGCAAUCGUAUUAGUUGAAACGGGAGUUGUUGUAGAUUAAGGGAGAAAAUGAUGGACCAACAGUAGGGUCCCUCGAAGGUUGCCGUUAGUUGGUCUUUUACUUUUCUCCUUUGUCCGUCCCAACCACUAGCUUACACCAAUAAUAGGGUCGCAACAUUUUCUCCUUGUCUAUAACUUUGUCUUUCAAUUUCGAUAAUCAGCCUGAAAGGACGAGUAAACUGCCGUGCUGAGUAGCAACAACCUAUGAAUUUGACUUUCUUGUAGGAAAUUUGGAAACCUCCGAUGUGCCACACAAACACGUGCGUGUGUGUUGUGUGUGUCACAUAGCUUUUUACCUCAGCACUGCAGGGUACUCAGUACCCUCCAAAUAGAUCCUUUACUGGCCGCUUGACCUGGGUGAAACUUCUUCUUUCAGAGCUCCGCCUCAGAACAGUGGGGACAAGCAAGUCCUACUUUGAGAGAAAUUUCCGGGAAUGGAGAUGUUGCAUGUGUGAGGAAUUUGCGAUUUGACUACUGAUUAUUAUGUAAAAGUUGGCGAGAAACACGAUGGUGCCACUGGUUUUCUCUGAAAUCAUCUCCCA
Bemisia tabaci is the source of this 1648-nucleotide messenger RNA. Lineage: Eukaryota; Metazoa; Arthropoda; Insecta; Hemiptera; Aleyrodidae. The record is from RefSeq and is a predicted model, not a curated record.